Messenger RNA from Cornus florida, 1362 nucleotides. Its product is annotated as pectate lyase-like. The record is from RefSeq and is a predicted model, not a curated record. The transcript has 4 exons. Bases 1 to 1362 code for a protein of 453 amino acids. Gene Ontology annotation, molecular function: pectate lyase activity. NCBI's taxonomy places the organism in Eukaryota, Viridiplantae, Streptophyta, Magnoliopsida, Cornales, Cornaceae.
AUGGCUUUCAUUACUAGCAAUUCAAAAAAUAAUCUCUUUUUUUUCUUGUGCUUGGCUUCAAUAGUGCCUAGUUUACAUGCCCACGUCAAAGAAUUCGAUGAGUAUUGGCAAAUCAGGGCCAAGGAAGCCCUUGAUGAUUACUGGCAAAUCAGGGCCAAGGAAGCUCAUCUAGCCACCCUCGAUUCACAUCAUCCAAAUCCAGAGGAAGUCACUGAUCAUUUCAACAUGCAUGUCGCCGAGGCAUUAGUUGGUGGUACUAAUAGCACAAGGAGGGGCCUUAGAAAACAUAGAGGCAAAUGCAAGGCGACGAACCCCAUUGACCGGUGUUGGAGGUGCCGCCCUGAUUGGGCUACUAACCGGAAGAGGCUGGCCGACUGCGUGCUUGGCUUUGGGCGCAACACCACCGGUGGAAAGUACGGGGAGUUCUAUCUGGUAAAUGAUCCCUCGGACGAUGAUAUGCAGAAUCCCAAGCCCGGAACCCUUCGCUAUGCUGUGAUCCAGGAGAAGCCUCUGUGGAUCAUUUUUUCGCGGUCUAUGACUAUCAGACUCAAUCAGGAACUCAUCAUGACGAGUCAUAAGACGAUUGAUGCUAGGGGAGUGAAUGUCCAUAUUGCAUAUGGUGCAGGCAUUACCAUCCAAUAUGUCAAGAACAUCAUCAUCCAUGGACUUCGCAUUCAUGACAUUGUUCCAGGAAGUGGUGGUAUCAUCAGAGAUUCUGAAAACCAUUUUGGUUUAAGAACCAAAAGUGAUGGUGAUGCGAUAUCCAUUUUUGGUUCGAGCAAAGUGUGGAUUGAUCAUGUUUCCAUGUCCAACUGCACAGAUGGUCUCAUUGAUGCUAUCAUGGGCUCGACUGCAAUGACCAUCUCCAACUGCCAUUUCACUCGCCACAAUGAGGUGAUGUUGUUUGGUGCAAGUGAUGAGUACUCGGGUGAUGCAAAAAUGCAAAUUACAGUGGCAUUCAACCACUUUGGACAAGGUUUAACACAGAGGAUGCCAAGAUGUAGAUGGGGCUUUGUCCAUGUUGUGAACAAUGACUACACUCAUUGGCUCAUGUACGCCAUUGGUGGUAGCUCUCAUCCUACCAUCAUCAGCCAAGGCAAUCGAUUCAUUGCCCCUCCUAAUAGUAAUUGUAAACAGGUGACCAUGAGGGUCUCUGCUCCGGAGAGUGAGUGGAGGAAUUGGCAAUGGAGGUCAGAGGGAGAUCUGAUGAUGAAUGGAGCGUACUUUGUUGAAUCUGGGGGACCACUCAAAAAGAAACCAUUCUCAAGGUUGGAUGUGAUCAAAGCCAAGCCAGGGACAGAGGUAACCAGACUCACCCGCAAUGCCGGUGCACUAAACUGCUAUCCAAACAGCCCUUGUUAA